UUUUCUUCACGCCACGGCGUUAGAUAACGUUAGCUUACUGGCUAACGUAGAGUUAGCAAAACAAGCUAACGCUAGCGUUACGGUUACAGCGGCCCGCCUGAGUCGUUAGCUCGCUGCCCGCUGCCCAGUGCGUUUUGUUGCCUGAAAUGCGAUACGGUCAGCGCUUGCCGACCACUUGUUGUUCAGAGCAUGUUCGUACAUUCAGGGCGGUCUGUUAUACUCAUUAUUUCGGUUCAUAUUUAAGUCGGUGUCGCUGAAGGUUUGCCACGUUAGCGCGGUGGUGGCACAGCGGUACAAAUCACUUGGCUGUUGGCGGAGGCUCACUUUGCUAGCUGGGGUGCGCUACCCUCGAUAAAAACACACUUCUCUGGGUUUCCCCCUUUUCUUUACUUAACCUACGUUGGGCGUUUGCAGAGCAGAAACGUCUGAAGAGCGUUACUUUAAAGCGUUAGUCAGUUUGGCUGACUUGGCUUGGCUGGUGUGAUGACCGAUGAACGUUAGCCGGUUGGCGAACAUUCUAGUCGGUUAACGUUAGUGAACGUUGGUGAGCUUUGGCGGACUUCGUAACGGCUCCCUUCGUCGCCCUUUACAUUAAAUAUUAUGACUAUGUUUUACAGUAUAGUGUUAUUUUAAGAACCAUUUGAGGCCAUAUUGAGCGUGAUUUUGUACACGUUAGUUCUGUGGUUGUUAGUUGCCGUUAGGUUAGUGUCUUUUUCUGGCUGGCUGCGAUUUGUAAGGAAUGGUCAGCGAUGGAAAAAUCAUUUUAUAUUACGUAACGAAUUAAAAUAGUAGGUUAUAUAGCAUCCUUAGCUCAAGGUUAUGCACCAUUUACUUUAAAGUGGUUUAUUAGCCAGUCGUCCUCACAUUUUUUCCGUUAGCGAUGGAGCCACUCUAGCCCGCUGCAUCGCAAAGUUGGCUUUAGUAAAAGUUACAGUAAGUUAGCUCCUUUACUCAGUAGGCUCGAUGACCGACUCGAUGGACUGCUACCGAAUCUGCUUAAUGUAGCUAAGCUGCUGUAUUUGAGCUGAAUCUCUUUAAAGAGCGCUGCUCGUCUGUGCAUGUGCCUCUGCGCCAUGUCGUCAUCGUGGUUCGUCGCUUUUCGUCGGGGGGGGGGACGGGACUGCGUGCUUCUGACCAGCUACUGGUCUAACGCCAGACCGCCUGCAGCCCAAUGGGAUGGGUGUCGGUUGAUUUUCUGUUUCCCUAUUGGACGACAAGCGGUCUUCGGAGAGCGCAGUUGGUCGCUGCAAGUGUCAGGCAGAUGGGCUUCCUUCCUCUUUAUAGGGAGCGCUGGGUUUUUAAUACCAGUCGUAUCGUGGGCGCGGCCCAUUGAACAGUGUAACGCUAUAUUCAAUCUGUUCGCUUUAGCGUCGGUGUCAGUUUUAUUUGCACGCCUCUUUCAUUCACAGGCGCCUCGCCGUGACCUUUAUGUGAGGACCGAGACGGAGAGACGCGGGCCAGCGAUUCGGAGCCACCGUUUGCAGCAUCUGUCCUGGAUCUACCCCUGUGUUCCCACUCGAGACAUCUUUUGUCUUCAUUCAGUCUGCCACAGGGGAACAGACUCUCCCUCAAACAGACGUUUUCGACUGCUCUGCUGUAGUUUAGUCUCUUGUAGGUGUCCGUCACGCUGAAUCAUGGAGGCCAUUGCCAAGUAUGAUUUCAAAGCGACUGCAGAUGAUGAGCUAAGUUUUAAACGUGGAGAAGUCCUAAAGGUAUUGAAUGAGGAAUGUGACCAGAACUGGUAUAAGGCAGAGCUGAAUGGCAAAGACGGUUUCAUUCCAAAGAAUUACAUAGAAAUGAAAGCACAUCCGUGGUUCUUCGGGCGGAUUCCUCGGGCCAGAGCGGAGGAGCUGCUGAACAAACAGAGGCACGAUGGAGCUUUCCUUAUUAGAGAGAGCGAGAGCGCACCUGGAGACUUCUCCCUGUCGGUCAAGUUCGGUAAUGAUGUGCAGCACUUUAAGGUGUUGCGUGAUGGAGCAGGGAAAUACUUCCUGUGGGUGGUAAAGUUUAACUCCCUCAACGAACUGGUGGAUUAUCAUCGCACCACCUCCGUCUCUCGAAACCAACAGAUCUUUCUACGAGAUAUUGAGCAGGUGCCUCAGCACCCUACAUACGUGCAGGCCCUGUUUGAUUUUGACCCUCAAGAAGAUGGUGAGCUGGGUUUCCGGCGUGGAGAUUUCAUCCAAGUCUUGGACAACUCCGACCCCAACUGGUGGAAGGGCGCGUGCCAUGGCCAAACAGGAAUGUUCCCACGCAAUUACGUUACACCUGUCAGUCGGAACAUGUAGAAAAGAAAAGAAAAAAGAAAGUCCCUCCCUUCCUACACACAUUUUCAAACAACCCAAAACCCCCACCCCCACCCCAGCCCCCAAACCCUUAACACCCUGUAAUUUGCAGAGUGAAAAGGAGAAAUGGAAACCUUGAAAAUAGAAAGAAGAAAAAUGUGUGGAGAAUGGAUGUCCCAUCUCUUCGGUGACAUCUGGGUGAUAUCAACGCUGAUUCCUGAGAAUAUUUGCUUCACCAUGAACGCUUGCAGCCAGGCCUGUGCAGUCUGCCAGGGCAAAGAGAUAAAGCAACACCACACAGAUUAAAACAAAAUACGAUGAUUCUGUCUCUAGAUUCACCCUGCUGCUUCUGCCUUUUCCCUACUCCCCCCUGCCCCCUCUCCUUUGUAGUGCAUUUUUUCCUUUUCAUUAAUUUUUGGCUGCAUGUUUUAAUCACUGCAUAACAGAAAAUUCUAAGGCUGUUUUAUUUUAUAAAAAAAAUUAAAAAUAUAUAUAUAAGAUUCAAGUUCAAAGAGAAAACUGAUGCAUCAUACAAGUUUCCAAGUCUGAAAUCAUGGGCACAAGACCAUUGUACAUCAAUUUUGAGCUGUGUAAAAAAAAAAAAAAAAAAAGACAAAAAAAUCACCUAUAAA
This is a messenger RNA of Pygocentrus nattereri (red-bellied piranha), 2917 nucleotides long. RefSeq names its product growth factor receptor-bound protein 2b (gene grb2b). NCBI's taxonomy places the organism in Eukaryota, Metazoa, Chordata, Actinopteri, Characiformes, Serrasalmidae. The record is from RefSeq and is a predicted model, not a curated record. Bases 1635 to 2288 code for a protein of 217 amino acids. Gene Ontology annotation, molecular function: protein binding. The transcript has 5 exons.